AUGCGACCCAGCACAAGGCUCGCGCGCCAAUACUCCAUCACCCAUAGCCUCUUCCGACAUGACUACGAAAUCCUUUCAGAUGGCAAUCACAUGUUCCACGUGGAUAAUUCCCAAUUAACACCGGGCAAACCAGACUUGACGUUCCACGAGGGUCCGGACACCAAAGGGCCCAUUGUGGGAGUUUGCAAAUAUCGUCACUUUUCCUCCGAUGCCAUCAUCGGCCUCGGCGACCCCAGCCGCCCCUCCAUGAAUUGGGAACAUCUCAGUCGCGAAAGUAUCUUCUCCUCCCGCUAUUCUUUUCGCGCAAAAGUAGACGAUCGCACCUGCACUUUCACCUGGCGACGUACUCAUUCCAUGAGAGGCGGAACCUUGGAACUUGUACAAGAGGCCACGCGUGAUAUCAUUGCGGAAUUUUCGUCAGGCACCACUUUUUCGAAGAAGGCGGGUCAAUUGGAGAUUUACAAAAGUUAUGGCGACCAGUUUGCCCUGUUGGUACUUAUUACGGGGCUCGCAUUACGGGAAAAACUCAGACGCCGAACCAAUUCGGCUGCGGGGGCCGCGGGGGCCGGUGGAGGUGCAUGA
Molecule: messenger RNA, 582 nt
Organism: Penicillium pulvis
Lineage: Eukaryota; Fungi; Ascomycota; Eurotiomycetes; Eurotiales; Aspergillaceae
Exons: 1
Coding region: 1-582 (193 amino acids)
Source: RefSeq, a predicted model, not a curated record